AUGCAGACACCUUCGUGCCUUCUCGUCCUCGUUCUGGUGGCCACCUCCGCCUUGGGCCAGGAUUGUCCCUGCACCAAAGAAUAUGUACCGGUUUGCGGAUCGGACGGAAUUACCUACAACAACAAAUGCUUCUUGGAGUGUGCGGCCAAAUUGAAUCCACGUCUGGGCAUCUCGAAGGAAGGACCUUGUUGCGUCUGCAAACCCAUCUACGAUCCUGUCUGCGCUUCUGAUGGUUCUACAUAUUCGAACAUUUGCGAGCUGAAGUGUGCGAUUGAGAGAAACCCGAAAUUGAGGCAUGUGAGAUGCUGCGUUUGUCCGGCCGUCUACGAACCGGUUUGCGGAUCAGAUAAUGUGACGUACGGUAACUUGUGCGAGCUCAAUUGCGCUGGGAGGAACACCAACGUCACUUUUGUGGAUAAGGGCGAAUGCCCUUGCUUCUGCACGAAAGAGUACAAUCCUGUUUGCGGGUCGGACGGAGUGACGUACGGUAAUCCGUGCAUGUUGCUGUGCGAGGCCAAGAGGAAGAACAGGGGUUUGUAUUUGAGAUGGCACGGAACUUGCCAUGAGAGGAGUAGGUGUGGUUGCGUACCCGGAAGUAAUCUGGUUUGCGGAACAGAUGGCAUCACCUACAACAACCUCUGCGAACUCGUCUGCGCAAGAAACUAUAAACCCUUCCUCAGCGUCUUCUACGGUGGUUUCUGCUAA
Messenger RNA from Nicrophorus vespilloides, 705 nucleotides. Its product is annotated as serine protease inhibitor dipetalogastin-like. The transcript has a single exon. NCBI's taxonomy places the organism in Eukaryota, Metazoa, Arthropoda, Insecta, Coleoptera, Silphidae. The record is from RefSeq and is a predicted model, not a curated record. Gene Ontology annotation, molecular function: protein binding; serine-type endopeptidase inhibitor activity. The coding region runs from base 1 to 705 and encodes 234 amino acids.